AAACUAUCAUAACUUUGCCUAUGAUAUUAAACGAUUCGAUGAGCAAUGUCAACAGAAAUAUGGAGAUAUCAGUGAAAUAAUGCUCGAUCGUACGGAAGAACUUGGAAUGUACGGACAUGGGAUCAUCUUCAAUGAAGAGCUCCGGAAAUCCGCAAAUCAAUUAUUUAAAGAGCUAAGCGGAUAUUGGCAGCCGCUUGGAAGUCAAAAUACUUCAAAGAAGAAUAAUAAUAAUUGGAUAUUGGAGACAGAUUUUUCACAUA
Molecule: messenger RNA, 260 nt
Organism: Racocetra persica
Lineage: Eukaryota; Fungi; Glomeromycota; Glomeromycetes; Diversisporales; Gigasporaceae
Source: the annotation of a GenBank genome assembly